Periconia digitata is the source of this 335-nucleotide messenger RNA. Lineage: Eukaryota; Fungi; Ascomycota; Dothideomycetes; Pleosporales; Periconiaceae. The record is from the annotation of a GenBank genome assembly.
AUGGAUUUAAGCAGACGCAGCAUCCUUGCGAUUUCACAACUGCACAAUCAUCGCAACUUUAUAUUGUUACGACUUUACAAUUAUCACAAGUUCGCAUCCGCAAGGAGUCAUCAUAACCAUCACACCCGCCCCAUCCCCUUCCUCCCCCCUAAACAUUCCAACAAAAAUCCACAACAAACAAUCUUCCAUUACUAUCAAAAACAAUACAAAACGUCUACCUAAUCUACCUAACCAUCUCCCUCGCAUCCCCACAUCCCCGCAUUUCUCAAUUUGGUCCAUUUAUGAACAAUAUCAACAACAACAACACAACACCUCUAUAAUGUUAUCCUCUUUGU